AUGGCAGAGAGCCUAACAAGUUCCCAACCACCCACUUUGGUUAAGUGUAAAGAUGUGGUGCGUGCAUUAUGCGAUUUUGUGCCCUUGAAGAAGCAGCAUCUGCCUUUGAAAGCAGGGGACGUGGUGUAUGUGCUGUCGAGGCAUGAAUCUGGCUGGUGCGAUGGCAUAAUUAUCGAGCAAACUGCGAAGGGCAAUUCUACCGUUACCCAAUGCCAACGAGGCUGGUUUCCUCGCACCUACACACGUUCCAUACGAGAACGCCGUUGUACGCAGUCGUCAAGCGCUGGUGCUGCCGGAGUUGCUCAUAAUUUUGUUUCUCGACCACAUAUGAUGCUACGCAAUCCAUCUACGCCUACAUUGCGGCGGAAUAGCCUUAACAUUAGAGUAUCACAUCUAGGGGGCAAUACUUCCAAUCACGGUGGUACUAAUCUCGCGAGGGCCGUUACCGGCCAAAGUGACACUCAUUUUUCACCACACAUGUUUACAACAACAUCGUCUCCUGGCUCUUCUCAGACACACUUGAAACAGGACUACAAGUUAGACAUGAGGCGUCGCUCAGUAUGCUCUCAGAGAAGAGCAAGCAUGGCAAGCAGUCAUAAUACCAGAUCGCCCUCUAAGUCGCCAUUUACUGAGCUUCUUCCUGUAGAUCCGCUACAGAGGCUGCCCAUAGAUGAAACUCCGAACACUGAACCAAGUCAAACCAAAAAUUCACCUGCGCCGGCGCAGAAGUCGAACUCUUAUCGGGCACAGCUACUAUCUGUUGCGGAGGUCCAAAUGUUUUUCAACAGCUUGGGUAGCAUCAGAUAUGUGCCAGUGUGGUCGCCUGUCGGGACAGAGGAUGGAGAAGUUUUAUUUUACAACAAAGAACACAACAUAUAUUGCAGGACUUUGCCGUUACUUCAGGAGCCAAGGAUGGAUUGCCAAUCGAUAUUUCCUAAGGAUGACCACCUUAUUGAUUUGAGUUUACGAAAGCCACAUGAGAUUAAGAAUGCUACUUCUAAUAUUACUGCAGAAGGUCAAUAUCCUACCGCUCUAAACUGUCCGAACACGGAUUCUGGGGAAAUUUGCGUAAGAGAUUUAUCCCGUGAGGCUACAGAUGGCCCCGAUGCACAGUCUCGGGCAGCUACACGUACCCAGAAAUGUGAGCUAGAAACAACAAUGGAGAAAGUGCCGGUCCUUUUUUCUAAACAGGAGCUUUUCUUUCACCAUACGUCGGAUAUGCGGACAUGGACUGAGUUACGGGACUGUACUCUUUAUUACCUUUAUCUCUCCCACGAUUCCUUCUUUCGACGCAAUCAACUUCAGUUUAAGAGAAAUUUCGAUCAUUUAGCGAGAUUGACAACUAUGUGGCAGCUUGCUUGCAGAUUACUGCGAAAUGAGGUGACAAAAAAGAAUAUGCAUAAGGAAAUAAGAAAACUUGUGAAGGGGCUGACAAAGUCACUUUCCAAGAUUUCCCUCGCAUCUACUAUUUAUGUUUCAACUGACUGUAGACAGCCAGGUACUUCUUCCGCAGAAAGGCGUUCUACAGCGGCGGAUGAUAUUUCUUUCAUAAGAGACAUGAAAGCGAGUGUUACCAGUCGCAGUACCACCUUAAAUGAGGUUGACCUCAGUCCGACCAUCGAUAAUUCUGAGAGGGAUCCUCCAACUGAAUCAUCAGUUAGGAAUGAAGACAUGAUCCCUGAUAUUCCAGAGUCAACAAUAGAGAUUGAUCAGGGAGGGGCGACCACAGUUCUGCCCGCUAUUCCAAGUAGAUUGAUCAACAGAACGGAGCCCGAGAGAGGUAGCGCAGCUUUAUCGCCAACUGUCAAGACAGGAGCUACAUAUGACAAAAGUCCAAAUUUCCUUGAUGAAACGUCGAUUUUAUCUAUUGAGAUGUUAUUUCACGUUAUUGACCAUGAAGUUGAUCAAUACAAGGGUAAGAUAGCCAAGCUAUAUCAUCUUCUCAAAAGCGAGCUAUUGACAGAAGAUGUGAUCCCACAACUCUAUCCUCGGAUGCUUAAAAACUCAUUCGAUGGCGGGGCAUGGACGAACCCCUUUCACCCGCAGAUGUUUCCAUUAUCUUCGUCUGGUGAUAUUAAUUUCACUUCGAACUCUGGAAGCCUUUCGGUAGGGAAGGCUGGCUCGUCUGGUACUGAAAGUGCAAGGCUGGACGCUAGGAAUUUUAGUAACACCAGUUCAAAAACCGUCACAUCCAUCUUUAAUCGGAACAAGAGUAGAACUUUCUCUAGAAGCAAAUUGAGCAAAAAAACAAGAUAUCCACUGAAUGAAGAUACUUUGCGGUUAAUCAAGGGCAAAGUAACUCAUUUAACUGAUAAGUUGGAGGAAUAUGAUUCUUAUGUGUUAAACUUGGCCAAAUCCAAACAUCGAGAUCUAGAAAUGGCUGCUUCAACCUAUGAGAUUAUCGCCAUAAUUUCCCAAUUGAUUGAUAUGUUGGAAUCUUUGGACUUGACAUUUUUUGUUAACUUGAGAAACUUGCCAACGUUAGAAACGGCGGCAAAUCUAGAUAAGGAAAGUAUGGAACUACGCGAUCAUUGUGUAGCGACAGUUACUGUUCUUAUGAUGGAGUUUUUUGAAGUUAAACAGGCUCUGCAUGACAUCGCCAUAGGCGUCAUUAUCGAAGUUCAAGGCCUCACACUCAGGGAUCCUUUUGUCUUUUCUCCUAUGAGGGACGAUUUGGGUGAAGCUGGAGAAUACGAUUUCAAGAAACAUUCUUUUAUUAAACAAGAUAGGUUCGCGGCGGCGCUUGCAAGGUCUCUAGUUCAGCAGGACGUGGAAUGUAACAACGUAAACUUCCCCGUCAGUGAUCCUGUCUCAAUGGAGGCAGCUAGUAAAUUGGUGCAGAUGGUGGAAACCGGGUAUCAACUGACUGAGCAGCUAGUAAGUGAACGGGAAAACAUAUUGAAUUAUGCCGCCAGAUUGAUGAAAAAUGAUCUCAUUGCUGAGUUGAUGAAAGGAGAACACGACAGAUGGUUUGAAGAAGACGAUACGAAUCGCUCUGUUGGAGUUGAGGGGGGUAUUGCUGAUUCUCACGAUAUACAAAAGAAGAAAAUUGACCUACCUUGGUAUCUUGAUUCACAAUAUGAAUCGCAGUUGGUCUACGAUGCAAAUGGUAACAUAAGGGGGGGGACUAAAGAGGCGCUUAUUGAGCAUCUGACUAGCCAUCUAGUCAUCGAUGCUUCCUUUAAUGUCACGAUGUUGAUAACAUUUAAAAGCAUGUUCACAACUACAGAACUUCUCAGCGCACUGAUCCUUCGUUACAAUCUUUAUCCUCCCGAAGGAUUAAGUUAUGAAGAAUAUAACGAAUGGGUUCAAAAGAAGCACUUACCCAUAAAGGCGAACGUAAUAAACAUUAUGAAGCUUUGGUUUUCACAAUAUUGGUCGCCGGCAUAUUACGACCCUUGCUUGGAAGAGCUUGUAGCAUUUGCACAGCUAGCUAGUGCUGAGAAGAUUCCGGAUUCUGACCCGUUGAUUGAUCUUAUUAAGAAGGUUGUAGCCCAGAAAAACGACAUGCAGGGCUUUAUUCCCAGGCGCAUCCCAUUUAUGGUGGAGAAUUCUGUGUUCUUUCAGGCUGGUUCCUCGAGCUACGUACCUUCGCCGCCACUUCCUCCAAACCACAGCCUAACAACUAACGCCUCCUCUGCAUCCCUAGGGACCAGUUUUAGGCUGAAGAAGCUAAAGCAGGUAGAUAUCGAGGCCAGUGUUUUCGCAAAGCAGUUGACAAUCAAGGAGAAUCUGCUCUAUUGCAAGAUUCACCUCUUUGAGUGUUUGGACCGCACAUGGAAGACGAGGUAUUGCGACUUCGGAGGGUCGCCAAACAUAUCUAACUUCAUCCAGAAUUCCAACCACCUAACGAACUAUGUCUCCUAUAUGAUCGUGAAACAGACAGACUUAAAGCGCCGGGUGCAGAUCGUCCAAUAUUUCAUCGACGUAGCAGAAACUUGCAGAGCGCUAAACAACUUUUCCUCUAUGACCGCAAUCACGUCUGCCAUGUUGUCCUCAUCUAUCUACCGGCUCAAGCGUACGUGGGCCAUGGUCCACGACAACUACAAGGAGUCGCUAGACAGGAUGAACGCCCUCAUGGACUCAGCGAAGAACUUUAGAAAGUACCGUGAGCUACUCGAGUCUCUGGGCGACUGCCCAUGCGUCCCCUUUUUCGGGGUGUAUCUGUCCGACCUGACGUUCACUGCUGGCGGUAAUCCGGACUAUCUGAAAGGCACCACGGGAGUUAUUAAUUUCGCGAAACGGGCACGAAUCGUCAAUGUCCUGAAGGAAAUCGAUUCCUACCAGCGUAUCAGCUACCGUCUCAAGCGCAUUGCCGAAAUCCAGGAGUUUAUCGACGAGCGUCUGCUUAACGUCCCGAACAUCGAAAAACAGUAUGAGCUUUCCCUUCGGAUCGAACCGCGCCAGGAGGUUUCAACUGGUUUGAACGCCGACGCCAGCUAUGCGAAGCACGGCUCCGCCGCCAUGAAGGGCAAAAAGCUGGGCUUUGUGAAUCGCAUUAAACGAAGCCACGGGUCAGCCUCUUGA
Molecule: messenger RNA, 4527 nt
Organism: Eremothecium gossypii ATCC 10895
Lineage: Eukaryota; Fungi; Ascomycota; Saccharomycetes; Saccharomycetales; Saccharomycetaceae
Gene: CDC25
Product: Ras family guanine nucleotide exchange factor CDC25
Exons: 1
Coding region: 1-4527 (1508 amino acids)
Biological process (GO): positive regulation of GTPase activity; Ras protein signal transduction
Cellular component (GO): plasma membrane
Molecular function (GO): guanyl-nucleotide exchange factor activity; protein binding
Source: RefSeq, marked provisional